Molecule: messenger RNA, 9564 nt
Organism: Hyla sarda
Lineage: Eukaryota; Metazoa; Chordata; Amphibia; Anura; Hylidae
Exons: 11
Coding region: 1760-9316 (2518 amino acids)
Biological process (GO): regulation of transcription by RNA polymerase II
Molecular function (GO): DNA-binding transcription factor activity; RNA polymerase II cis-regulatory region sequence-specific DNA binding
Source: RefSeq, a predicted model, not a curated record
UGCAAUAAAUCUUCAGCCCUGAUUUGAAAAUCUAAACCUUGGAGUUGGACUCUAUAAGUGAUUAUGGGUAUGUUCACACCUGCGUAUUUUCUGCUGGAAAUUUGCUUCGCUGAUUUUCACCAGUGGUCGCCCCCUUCCCAUAGACUUUCGUUGAGGGGGCGGCCUCGAACACGGAAGCCCGCACCCAGUGUCUGUAGUAAUAAACUUCCGGACGCUGCGAGCGGAACUCCGGAAGACAGGGCAGUGGAGAACCCCUUUAAUGUCAGUGGGCAUAGCCAUAAAAUGACAUCUAGGGACUCACAAUCACGUCUUUUCUGAUCAGCGCCGUCCUCUUUCCUUUUCUUCUCCAUUCAGAUCAGACCAACAUGACGGCUUCUUCCAGCCAAAACUUCAUCUCUUCUGCAUCUGCGGGACAAACAUGUUAGACUCCGUAUUUUGCUAGUGCCAGUGCCCUCCUCUACACAAUCUCCCCAUCUUUUCACUAUGAGGUCUUUUCUCUUGUAGGUCCGUCAUUGCUUUGAGGUUAGGUUAGAAACGCUACAGUCCCGUCAUGUAGGUGGACGAGUGGCUUGUAGCAGUGGUUAUAAUCCAGGAUUGGUCUCGUCAAUCCCCUUUGUGGUCUUUGGGCGGAACUGGACCGAUCACUGCUGUGGGCUCUAGAAUUGAGCGCGGCCUCUCUCGUUCUCAAGUGAUUUUUCUUUUCGGUAGGACUGGUUAAGUCUACACACACAGCGCACUUUUGUAAUGUCCUAUUCAUAUGGCUGUGGGGUUCUUAUCAUCGUUAUUGUCCAUACUUUUUCCUAUGGCUUGUCGGGUUUGGCCCCUUUUGACAUGCAAGCAGUGUAUGAUGGUCGUUUAUUAGUGGGGGUCCACGUGGUCUAGUGGUGGGAGGAACCGGUUUUCAUCAGUUUACCUGACAGGUUAAUACGGUGAAUGUGCACGUGGUGUUUAGGGAGUAUUAGUGGCGUCUUGGCGAGUAAGGGUAAUGGCAGGGGGGUCCUUAGUUCCACUGAUACUUCACUAAGGACUGUUUGUGUAGGCCAUGGUCCGUGUGCUAGUUCAGCAGUCGAGACCCUUGUCUUACCUCAAGUUUAAAGACUAUGCUACUUCCCUAUGUAUGCUGGGGUUUGCCCUCUUAAGGUGUACCCCCCGAUGGCAGCCUGGGCACACCUCUAGCUGCAGAUUAGGUGAGGUAGGUAUAUGUUACUCGCACCUGUAGAGGCAGGUUAGGUGAGUUAGGGGUAUGUGUCGCUUACACUUUCAGUCGUAGCUUAGUUUAGGUAGGUAUACGUUCAGCAUGCAAAAGGCCUUGGCCAUAAAUGAUAUAUUUUAUGUAUUUUGCUUGGAGGUUUCCUUGUUUUCCUUGUAGAUGUUUUUCAGUUAUUUUCCUGAGUAUCAAAAUUAUAAUAUUUGAGUAAUUCUCUAAUUUAUUUUAUUAUUAAUUUUGACACCUUUCUGUUUAGUGAUAGUGACGUAUACACUAUUAUUAUUAUUUUUAUUAGUAUUAAUAUUGUAUAGUUUGUACGGUUGGAAAAAGCCUUAGGUCCAUAUGUCUGCAGAUCUGCCAUGCACAAGGCUCAAAACGUUGGUUAUUCUGUAUUUUUUUGUGCUAUUUUCUGUACUUUCCUAAUCUCACUAACCUGCCUGUCUGUGUCCCAAUGGAUGUAACUAAUAUAAAGUAACAUUCCUUAUAUAGAGAACAGUGCUGAGGUCUCUCCAGGUUCCUAUAAGGUGUCAGGACGUGGCGGUCUAUUUCUCCAUGGAGGAGUGGGAGUAUGUAGAAGGACACAAGGAUCAGUACAAGGAUCAGGUGAUGAUGGAGGAUCAGCAGCCCCUCACAUCAGCAGUCAGAUCCAGUAAGAGAACAGCAGCAGAGAGGUGUCCCCGUCCUCUUCUUCCACAGGAUCAGGAUCAGCUUAUGGAUCAGGGUAAAGCUCUGAACUAUAUUAAUGCUACAGACAUGAAGGAAGAAGAGACAGAUGUGAGCGAUAAUGAUCAGUAUAAGGAGGACAUUCCUACAGGGAAGGAUCUGAACUAUAUUAAUGCUACAGACAUAAAGGAAGAAGAGGAGGAGACAGCUGUGAGCGGUGAUGAGCAGUAUAAAGAGGACAUUCUUUCAGAAAAAGAUCUGAUUUAUAUUAAUGCUACAGACAUAAAGGAAGAAGAAGAGACAGAUGUGAGCGGGAUUGAGCAGUAUAAGGAGGACAUUCCUACAGGGAAAGAUAUGAACUAUAUUGAUGCUACAGACAUAAAGAAAGAAGAGACAGAUGUGACUGGUGAUGAGCAGUAUAAGGAGUGCAUUCCUACAGGCAAAGAUCUGAUCUAUGUUAAUGCUAGAGACAUAAAGGAAGAAGAAGAAGAGACAGAUGUGAGCGGUGAGGAGCAGUAUAAGGAGGACAUUCCUACAGGGAAAGAUAUGAACUAUAUUAAUACUAAAGAUAUAAAGAAAGAAGAGACAGAUGUGAGUGGUGAUGAGCAGUAUAAAGAGUGCAUUCCUACAGGCAAAGAUCUGAUCUAUGUUAAUGCUACAGACAUAAAGAAAGAAGAAGAAGAGACAGAUGUGAGCGGUGAUCAGCAGUAUAAGGAGGAAAUUCCUACAGGUAACCCACAAGAUGACUGUACCAGGAGAUCAGAGGAGAAUCUUCUAUCUUCAUAUUAUAAAGCAGAUGAUGAUAUCACACAAGAUACAUAUGAAGAACAUUCCAUUAUCCCAGAUACACCCUCAGCCCUUCACAGACAAGAUCUGUCAUCUGUGAAUGUUAAGUCACAUCUUGUUGAGCAUCAGAGAAUUCACACAGGGAAGAAACUUUUUUCAUGCCAAGAAUGUGGAAAAUGUUUUAUUUUCAAAUCGCAGUUUGAUAGACAUGUGAGAAUUCACACAGGAGAGAAGCCAUUUUCAUGCCAAGAAUGUGGGAAAUGUUUUACUGUGAAAUCGAAUCUUGUUGCACAUAAGACAAUUCACACAGGGGAGAAGCCCAUUUCAUGCUCAGAAUGUGGAAAAUGUUUUAUUUACAAAUCACAGCUUGAUAGACAUGUGAGAAUUCACACAGGAGAGAAGCCAUUUUCAUGUCAAGAAUGUGGAAAAUGUUUUACUAUGAAAUCAUAUCUUGUUGACCAUCAGAGGAUUCAUGUGGAGGAGAAGCCAUUUUCAUGCUCAGAAUGUGGAAAAUGCUUUACUAUGAAAUCACAUCUUGUUCGACAUCAGAGAACUCACACAGGGGAGAAGCCAUUUUCAUGCCAAGAAUGUGGGAAAUGUUUUACUGUGAAAUCACAUCUUGUUCGACAUCAGAGAACUCACACGGGAGAGAAGCCAUUUUCAUGUCAAGAAUGUGGGAAAUGUUUUAUUUUCAAAUCGCAGCUUGAUAAACAUGUGAUAAUUCACACAGGAGAGAAGCCAUUUUCAUGUCAAGAAUGUGGGAAAUGUUUUACUAUGAAAUCAUAUCUUGUUGACCAUCAGAGGAUUCAUGUGGGGGAGAAGCCAUUUUCGUGCUCAGUAUGUGGAAAAUGUUUUACUAUGAAAUCACAUCUUGUUCGACAUCAGAGAAUUCACACAGGGGAGAAGCCAUUUUCAUGCCAUGAAUGUGGGAAAUGUUUUACUAUGAAAUCAUAUCUUGUUGCACAUCAGAUAAUUCACACAGGGGAGAAGCCCUUUUCAUGCUCUGAAUGUGGAAAAUGUUUUAUUUUCAAAUCACAGCUUGAUAACCAUGUGAGAACUCACACUGGGGACAAGCCAUUUCCAUGCAAAGUAUGUGCGAAAUGUUUUAUUUUCAAAUCACAGCUUGAUAGCCACGUGAGAAUUCACACAGGGGAGAAGCCAUUUCCAUGCCAAGAAUGUGGAAAAUGUUUUGUUUUGAAAUCACAGCUUGAUAAACAUAUGCGAACUCACACAGGAGAGAAGCCAUUUUCAUGCCAAGAAUGUGGCAAAUGUUUUGCUAUGAAAUCAAAUCUUGUUGACCAUCAGCGGAUUCACACAGGGGAGAAGCCUUUUUCCUGCUCAGAAUGUGGGAAAUGUUUUACUAUGAAAUCACAUCUUGUUCAACAUCAGAGAACUCACACAGGAGAGAAGCCAUUUUCAUGCCAAGAAUGUGGGAAAUGUUUUACUAUGAAAUCACAUCUUGUUGCACAUCAGAUAAUUCACACGGGGGAGAAGCGUUUAUCAUGCUCAGAAUGUGGUAAAUGUUUUAUUUUCAAAUCACAGCUAGAUAGACAUGUGAGAAUUCACACAGGAGAGAAGCCAUUUUCAUGCCAAGAAUGUGGGAAAUGUUAUACUAUGAAAUCAUAUCUUGUUGCACAUGAGAGAAUUCACACAGGGGAGAAGCCCUUUUCAUGCUCAGAAUGUGGAAAAUGUUUUAUUCUCAAAUCAGAACUUUAUAAGCAUAUGAUUAAUCACACAGGGAAGAAGCCAUUUUCAUGCCAAGAAUGUGGGAAAUGUUUUGCUAUGAAAUCAAAUCUUGUUGACCAUCAGCGGAUUCACACAGGGGAGAAGCCAUUUUCAUGCCAAGAAUGUGGGAAAUGUUUUACUAUGAAAUCACAUCUUGUUCGACAUCAGAGAACUCACACAGGGGAGAAACCAUUUUCAUGCUUAGAAUGUGGAAAAUGUUUUGUGGAGAAAGCAAGGCUUGUUGAACAUCAAAGAGCUCACACAGGGGAGAAGCCAUUUUUAUGUUCAGAAUGUGGGAAAUGUUUUACUCAGAAAUCACAUUUUGUUGAACAUCAGAUAAUUCACACACAAAAGAACAUGGCCACGUACAAGUUUGCCAAGGUGCACGCCACGGGUGUCCCCAUGGCUACGCCUCCCACCUGUGUAUACCACUCGUUGUUAAACACAUUUGAGGAUAACGCUAGUUUCAGGGAAUCGCAGACAAAGUCGACACUACAGUAUGUGGGCCGGACCAUUCAACCAUUGAGGACCCGCCUGAAUAACCAUAGACAAAACAUUAGAAACAAGUACCAGCUUCAUGGAGUAUCCAGACACUGCGCUUUACUCCACCCUGAAGUAACAGAUGUCUACACGGUCAUUCCCAUCGAUCAUAUCCCUGUUGAGUUUACCAACCGCUUUGAUCUACUAAAAAAGAAAGAAAUCUUUUGGAUGUACAAAUUAUCUACGGUCGCACCAAAAGGACAUAAAAUGCCGCAACUGAUAGUGAAAGCACUCAGAUGUGGGGAGAUCCCAACAAGCCUUCAAUUGUUCAAAAGGCACGAGAGAACACGACAGAGGGUCCACUACAUCCGCACAACAGAAAAGGCCUCGAGAUCCCCACUCCCGCACCAUAGCAAAAGACAGACCAGAAGGAAAGUCAGGAUGAUAAAGAGAACAGUGCUGAGGUCUCUCCUGGUUCCUAUAAGGUGUCAGGACGUGGUGGUCUAUUUCUCCAUGGAGGAGUGGGAGUAUGUAGAAGGACACAAGGAUCAGUACAAGGAUCAGGUGAUGAUGGAGGAUCAGCAGCCCCUCACAUCAGCAGUCAGAUCCAGUAAGAGAACAGCAGCAGAGAGGUGUCCCCGUCCUCUUCUUCCACAGGAUCAGGAUCAGCUUAUGGAUCAGGGUAAAGAUCAGAACUAUAUUAAUGCUACAGACAUAAAGAAAGAAGAGACAUAUGUGAGCGGUGAUGAUCGGUAUAAGGAGGACAUUCCUACAGGGAAAAAUAUGAUCUAUAUUAAUGCUACAGACAUAAAGGAAGAAGAGACAGAUGUGAGCGGUGAUGAGCAGUAUGAAGAGGACAUUCCUACAGUAAAAGAUCUGACCUAUAUUAAUGCUACAGACAUAAAGGAAGAAGAAGAGACAGAUGUGAGCGGUGAUGAGCAGUAUAAGGAGGACAUUCCUACAGGAAAAGAUCUGACCUAUAUUAAUGCUACAGACAUAAAGGAAGAUGAAGAAGAGACAGAUGUGAGCGAUGAUGAGCGGUAUAAGGAGGACAUUCCUACAGGAAAAGAUCUGAUCUAUAUUAAUGCUAGAGACAUAAAGGAAGAAGAAGAGGAGACAGAUGUGAGCAGCGAUGAACAGUAUAAGGAGGACAUUCCUACAGGGAAAGAUAUGAACUAUAUUAAUACUGCAGACAUAAAGGAAGAAGAGACAGAUGUGAGCUGUGAGGAGCAGUAUAAGGAGGACAUUCCUUCAGGGAAAGAUCUGAUCUAUAUUAAUGCUACAGACAUAAAGGAAGAAGAAGAGGCAGAUGUGAGUGGUGAUGAGCAGUAUAAGGAGGACAUUCCUACAGGUAACCCCCAAGAUGACUGUACCAGGAGAUCAGAGAAGAAUCUUAUAUCUUCAUAUUAUAAAGCAGAUGAUGAUUUCACACAAAAUACAUACGAUGAUCAGAAAAUCCACACAGGAGGGAAUCCACUUUCAUGCCAAGAAUGUGGGAAAUGUUUUAUUUUCAAAUCACAGCUUGAUAGACAUGUAAGAACUCACACAGGGGAAAAGCCAUUUUCAUGUCAAGAAUGUGAGAAAUCUUUUAUUUUCAAAUCACAGCUUGAUAGACAUGUGAGAAUUCACACAGGAGAGAAGCCAUUUUCAUGCCAAGAAUGUGGGAAAUGUUUUACUAUUAAAUCAUAUCUUGUUGCACAUCAGAAAAUUCACACAGGGGAGAAUUUAUUUUCAUGCCAAGCAUGUGGGAAAUGUUUUAUUUUCAAAUCACAGCUAGAAAAACAUGUGAGAAUUCACAAAAGGGAGAAGCCAUUUUCAUGCUCAGAAUGUGGGAAAUGUUUUACUAUGAAAUCAUAUCUUGUUUCACAUCAGAGAAUUCACACAGGGGAGAAGCCCUUUUCAUGCUCAGAAUGUGGAAAAUGUUUUAUUCUCAAAUCAGAACUUGAUAAACAUGUGAGAAAUCACACAGGGAAGAAGCCAUUUCCAUGCCAAGAAUGUGGAAAAAUGUUUAUUUUCAAAUCCCAGCUUGAUAGACAUGUGAGAAUUCACACAGGAGAGAAGCCAUUUUCAUGCCAAGAAUGUGGGAAAUGUUUUACCAUGAAAUCAUAUCUUGUUGCACAUCAGAAAAUUCACACAGGCGAGAAUUUAUUUUCAUGCCAAGAAUGUGGGAAAUGUUUUAUUUUCAAAUCACAGCUUGAUAGACAUGUGAGAACUCACACAGGAGAUAAGCCAUUUCCAUGCCAAGAAUGUGGAAAAUGUUUUAUUUUCAAAUCCCAGCUUGAUAGACAUGUGAGAAUUCACACAGGAGAGAAGCCAUUUUCAUGCCAAGAAUGUGGGAAAUGUUUUACUAUGAAAUCAUAUCUUGUUGCACAUCAGCGGAUUCACACAGGGGAGAAGCCCUUUUCAUGCUCAGAAUGUGGAAAAUGUUUUAUUCUCAAAUCAGAACUUGAUAAACAUGUGAGAACUCACACAGGGGAGAGGCCAUUUUCAUGCCAAGAAUGUGGGAAAUGUUUUACUAUGAAAUCAUAUCUUGUUGCACAUCAGCGGAUUCACACAGGGGAGAAGCCCUUUUCAUGCUCAGAAUGUGGAAAAUGUUUUAUUCUCAAAUCAGAACUUGAUAAACAUGUGAGAACUCACACAGGGGAGAGGCCAUUUUCAUGCCAAGAAUGUGGGAAAUGUUUUACUAUGAAAUCAUAUCUUGUUGCACAUCAGCGGAUUCACACAGGGGAGAAGCCCUUUUCAUGCUCAGAAUGUGGAAAAUGUUUUAUUCUCAAAUCAGAACUUGAUAAACAUGUGAGAAAUCACACAGGGAAGAAGUCAUUUUCAUGCCAAGAAUGUGGGAAAUGUUUUACCAUGAAAUCAUAUCUUGUUGCACAUCAGAAAAUUCACACAGGCGAGAAUUUAUUUUCAUGUCAAGAAUGUGGGAAAUGUUUUAUUUUCAAAUCACAGCUUGAAAAACAUGUGAUAAUUCACACAGGGGAGAAGCCAUUUUCAUGCCAAGAAUGUCGGAAAUGUUUUACUAGGAAAUCAUAUCUUGUUGCACAUCAGAUAAUUCACACAGGGGAGAAACCCUUUUCUUGCCAAGAAUGUGGGAAAUGUUUUAUUUUCAAAUCACAGCUUGAUAGACACCUGAGAACUCACACAGGGGAUAAGCCAUUUCCCUGCCAAGAAUGUGGAAAAUGUUUCAUUUUCAAAUCACAGCUUGAUAAACAUGUGAGAACUCACACAGGGGAGAAGCUGUUUUCAUGCCAAGAAUGUGGGAAAUUUUUUGCUAUGAAAUCAAACCUUGUUGACCAUCAGCGGAUUCACACAGGGGAGAAGCCAUUUUCCUGCUCAGAAUGUGGGAAAUGUUUUACUAUGAAAUCACAUCUAGUUCGACAUCAGAGAGCUCACAAAGGGGAGAAGCCAUUUUCAUGCCAAGAAUGUGGGAAAUGUUUUACUAUGAAAUCAUAUCUUGUUGCACAUCAGCGGAUUCACACAGGGGAGAAGUCCUUUUCAUGCUCAGAAUGUGGAAAAUGUUUUAUUCUCAAAUCAGAACUUGAUAAACAUGUGAGAAAUCACACAGGGAAGAAGUCAUUUUCAUGCCAAGAAUGUGGAAGAUGUUUUAUUUUCAAAUCACAGCUUGAUAGACAUGUGAGAAUUCACACAGGAGAAAAGCCAUUUUCAUGCCAAGAAUGUGGGAAAUGUUUUACUAUGAAAUCAUAUCUUGUUCACCAUCAGAGGAUUCAUGUGGGAGAGAAGCCAUUUUCAUGCUCAGAAUGUGGAAAAUGUUUUAUUUUCAAAUCACAGCUUGAUAGCCAUGUAAGAACUCACACAGGGGAGAAGCCAUUUCCAUGCCAAGAAUGUGGGAAGUGUUUUAUUUUGAAAUCACAGCUUGGUAAACAUGUGCGAACUCACACAGGGGAGAAGCCAUUUUCAUGCCAAGAAUGUGGGAAAUGUUUUGCUAUGAAAUCAAAUCUUGUUGACCAUCAGCGGUUACACACAGGGGAGAAGCCUUUUUCCUGCUCAGAAUGUGGGAAAUGUUUCACUAUGAAAUCACAUCUUGUUCGACAUCAUAGAACUCACACAGGGGAGAAGCCAUUUUCGUGCCAAGAAUGUGGGAAAUGUUUUACUAUGAAAUCAUAUCUUGUUGCACAUCAGAUAAUUCACACAGGGGAGAAGCCUUUUUCAUGCUUAGAAUGUGGAAAAUGUUUUAUUCUCAAAUCACAGCUUGAUAGACAUGUUAGAAUUCACACAGGGGAGAAGUCAUUUUCAUGCUUAGAAUGUGGACAAUGUUUUGUCGAGAAAAAAAGGCUUGUUGAACAUCAAAGAACUCACACAGGGAAGAAGCCAUUUUCAUGUUCAAAAUGUGGGAAAUGUUUUACUCAGAAAUCAAAUCUUGUUGUACAUCAGAGAAUUCACACACAAAAUAAGCUAAUUUCAUCACCAGAAUGUGGGAAAAGUUUUUGUUGUUAAAAAAAUUACAAAUUUUGUCGCAGUAAACAUGUUUGCUUUUCGUGUGACUUUUCAUCUACCACACACUCAGUUUGAGUUCACUGGACGGUAAUUUAUGUGAAGUGCGACUUUCAUGAAAAGUAAAAAAAAACAAAAAACAAUUGUAUCCCAUUUUUGUUGUGUAUUUCACACACACUUGGUUAUCUACACUGUAAUCGUGUGGAAAUGAAUUGUUUAUUUUAUGGACAUAUAUUAUGUAAUUAAAGAGG